CAUUUCUUGUGUACCAUUCGGUACCAUUAGCUCAGAGGUUCAGCCCACCUAACCAGCCCUCGACUACUAAGGUAUAAAAGCCGCUGAGGAAAAGGGGUUCUCGGCAGUUGCUUUUAGAAUUUGGCGCAUAACGCAGUACACAAGCUCGAAAUUUAGAAGAAAAUGAAAUUCAUCCUCUGCUUCAGUCUUUUAUUUGUCCUUGUGGCUAGCGUUGAAAUCACUCCUAAAACAUUGACUCGUGAAAUCAAAGCCGACGUCCUAAGAGAUUUCCCUGGCGUUUGUUAUGCUUCGACCCAAUGCCGAACGUUUAAGGAAAACGAAGAAUGGGAUCUAAAACCUUUCUGUGGAAAAUCUAUCUGCAUAAAGGGAGCUGAUGGAAUUUUGAAGGAACGUGUCAGCGACUGCGGUCCACCGGCCAAGGCUAAUCCAGAAUGCAAAGUCAAUGCCAAUGCUACACUUCCCUAUCCUAAUUGCUGCCCCGUCUAUGACUGUGCGCCUGGUGUUCAACUAGAAUUCCCCGAUAUUCCAGUUGCUUAAGCAAAUCUUAUACUACACAGCAUUGCAGUUUUUAAAGAUGUGGUCGUUAAGAUACGUGAUUUUUGUUCGUGAAAUGUCGUUAUGAAAUCCAAGCUGGGCCUUCAUUUACUAAUACAUUUUAGACCUCA
This is a messenger RNA of Daphnia pulicaria, 665 nucleotides long. RefSeq names its product U-scoloptoxin(16)-Cw1a-like. The record is from RefSeq and is a predicted model, not a curated record. Lineage: Eukaryota; Metazoa; Arthropoda; Branchiopoda; Diplostraca; Daphniidae. The transcript is spliced from 5 exons. Bases 163 to 537 code for a protein of 124 amino acids.